Messenger RNA from Oncorhynchus kisutch (coho salmon), 3436 nucleotides. Its product is annotated as nuclear pore membrane glycoprotein 210-like. The record is from RefSeq and is a predicted model, not a curated record. The transcript has 24 exons. Lineage: Eukaryota; Metazoa; Chordata; Actinopteri; Salmoniformes; Salmonidae. The coding region runs from base 114 to 3269 and encodes 1051 amino acids. Gene Ontology annotation, cellular component: nuclear pore.
UGCAGUUAGCAGUGUUUGACCACCGGGGGGUGCAGUUUGACAACUUCAGCUCGUGCUCAGUGAACUGGCUGACCUCUAACUACUCCCUGCUGUCCCUGCCCUCACACACACACAUGGGCCUGGCAGACACACAUACACCCAGCGGCCACAGCAAACUGCACGGUCGUCAGGUGCUCCGCGCCCACGAUCUAACAGGGACAGUCACCAUCACUGUGGCCCUCACACCUGCACAGGACUCAUGGGCAACACCGCUGACUGCGUCUGUGCAUCUGAGACUGGUGGAGGACGUGCUGUGGGACAAACGUGCUAUAACCCUCUAUAACCACCCUGACGUCACUGAGAACCUGACAUUGGUUCAGGGUUCAGGACAAUUCUUGGUUCGUCUUCAGGACAGAGAGCUGGCCAACAUCACUUACCUGGAGAACAGCAAUGUUGUACAGGUGUCUCCCCAGCGGCCCGGCCUCUCCUCCAUCCUGGCCUAUGACCUGUGUUUGACCUCUGCUGACCCUGCCGUGACCUCCAUCUCCAUCUCUGACAUCACUGACUUCCAGAUAGACUUUGUUGACAUUGUGGAGGUGGACCACAGUGCUCUGGUUCGUGUGCGUGUUCUAGACUCUAACAGGCAACCGUUCCUACAUCGUUACCUUCCUCUGAUGCACCUCAAACUGACCCCCUCCUCACCCAUCCUCACUGUGGAGCCUGCAGGGCCGUUGGACAGCGUCUCCGUAGGUUACCGUGUGUCGGGUCAUACAGUGGGAGUGGUCAGUCUUCACCUGUCUGCAGUGGACAGCAGUGGGAGUGUCCGGACUUCCUCUCACAAACAGCUACAGGUCUACCCCAGAUUCACCCUGCAGCCACGAAGUCUGGCACUGACACUGGGCAGCGUAGGACAGGUGAAGUGGGAGGGCGGCCCCCACCCCCAGUCCAGUGUGGGCUUCUCUGUGAGUGACAGCCGCAUCGCCACGGUGACCGAGACAGGAUUGGUCCGUGGAGUGGCAGUGGGCAUGGUCAAACUCAGAGGGGCGUUGCAGACCGUCACUCAGGACACCGGAGCUCUGCUCACCUUCGCACAGGAUGAGGUGGAUGUGGAGGUGUUUAACCUGACAGGGGUCAGGAUCCAGGGCCCUCUGGUCAAACUGUCUGUGGGCACUGAGAUGCCAGUGUAUGUGAUGGGCAGUGACAGUAGUCAGAACCCCUUUGCUCUGGGCAGUGUAGAGUCUGGUCUCUCCUUCCACUGGAAUCUGGGCAAGCUUGGAGUACUGGAGAUACAAACCCGACACACUCAGGCGGGGGUGACUGUCUCUCCAGCCCAUAGUUUCUCUGUGCUGGUGAGGGCAUGGGCAGCGGGCAGGACCAGUUUGAGAGUGACAGUUCAGCUGGCCAAUCACACGUCAGCCUCCCACCAGCAGCUUUCUGAUGAGAUACAGAUACUGGUGUACCAGGAGAUGCAGCUGGCUGUAGGAACCUCCAGAUCCAUCCUCAUGUCUCCCUACUCACACUACGCACUACAGAGCAACAAAGACGCUAUCUGUCCUGUGCGGUACGCCCUGUGUCAGUGUGUGAAAGGGGAGGGUCUUGUAACGGUGGACAGCCAGGGAGUUCUGAGGGCGGGGCCUGACACGGGAUCCGCCCUGCUGGAGGUCAUCGCUAUGGAGACCUGUGGGGUCAACCAGACCCUGCUCAUCAGCGUCCGGGUGUCUCCAGUGUGGUUUGUCAGGCUAUUCAGUGUGUCCAGCCUGUACAGUGUUGGAGGGGAAGGCCUGCCUGCCUUUCCCCUGGGCUGGACCAUCAGAGUCAGGGCUCUCUGCUACGACAACCUGGGACAACAGUUCAACGCCCAUAACACCCUCACACACAUUACCACCAACAGGGAUGACUUGGUGCAGGUGACUCCAGACUCAGACAGUCAUUCCUUUGUGGUCCAGACAGUGUCUGGGGGUUUGACAGUCCUAGGGGUGCAGGCAGACCCCACCAACCCCUCCCUGAGUGAUUACACCCCCCUCCCUGUCCUCCCCGCCAUCUCUGCCCCCCCACACACACUCAGGCCCGGAGACACACUCUGCUUCAACACCCCCCUGACAGGACCGCAAGGCCAGCCAGGUCAGUGGAACGUGUCGUCUAGUCGUGUUCUGCAGAUUGACCCAAAGACGGGAGCUGCUCUGGCAAAGCAUUCUGGGACGGUAGUGGUCUACUACAGACUGGAAGGUGGACAGCAGGCCCUCAGAGAGGUGAAGGUGGACUCUCCAGUCAUCCCAGAACUCUCUCCUCCUGAUGAUCGUUUCCUCACCAACUGGCCUGACGCAGCUGACUACACGGUUCCUGUGGAACUAUACACCUCCCCCUUCAACACAGCCCAGUGUUCCCUGUCCCAGAGGGAGGCCAUAGAGAAGAGGCUGCAGCCAGAGGCAGAGUUACGGUGUUUCCUGCAUUUCAGCGCCCCCUACCUCCAGCUCAACACGCUGCAGGCUGUGAUGGUCACCACGCCUCACUAUGACCUCGACACAGGUGAAUACAGCUGCAGAGUCUCUGUCCGUCCCCAGUCAGACUCAGUCCUCCACCUCCUCUCCUCCCUCUCUGUCUCCGUCUCUCUCUCAGCCUCUCUGCGGGGCCAGUCCCCCAUCCCUGUCCUCCCUCUCUCUGCUCUGUCGCUACCUCUCUCCGGACGUUUGGUACAGUUGCCGUACCUGCCUGCGUUCCACUGCCCAGUGUCUUUCCUGGUGCUAUCUGCUCUGCAUCCCAUGGCAGAGUUCUCUGUGCUGGGCACCAAGGAGGUGCUCUCUGCCCUACAGUUCCACUCUGACAGUACUGACGUGCUGCUAUCUGAGCCCAGUCAAUCAGACGGACAUCUGGUGUUGUCUGUAUACAUUUCCACUUCCUGGGUCAAAAGUCAGGCCCUGCCCCCUCCUGCCAACAUCACCCUCUCCAGCCACCUGACCCCACAGACUCAUGUCCUUACAGUUUACAUCACGGUGGACAGCGAGGUGAAGAUAGGUUCCACAGAUCUGAUUCGUCUACAAUCUUCCUGGACUCAGCUCCUCGACUUCCAUCUCAUCCUGGUCUUUGCUGUGUUUGCAGUUAUGGCCACUACUGCCACCUUAUACAUAGUGCAUAACUCCUGCAUGCAGACGGUUCCUGUCCCGGUGGUCGGCCUUUACCCAAACACACUGGAAUGCAGCAGGACGGUGCGUUUCUCUCCCUGGAUCAGACCCUCGUCUCCAGACACAGAAAGGAUCAUCCGCCGUCGCAACUGGCUCUGGAGCACACGGUGACACGAACAGCCCUGUGAAUGAUCCAUGUUGAAACCUUCCAACUAAACAAUUCCCUGACAAACAUUGUCGUUGCGUUGGUCCAUUUAAGGCACAGGUGUCAAACUCAUUCCAGAGGGACGAGUGUCUGCCGCCUCCCUUGUACUUGAAUUAAGGUCACUGAUUAGUAA